CAAUCAUCGAUGAGCACUGGACCGGAAGUUUUGAACAAGCCUAAACGCGGGAAGUUGCUCAUAUUCUUUAACCGGACGACAGUCAAGGUCGGUGUUAGAUUGAAAUAAGAUGAAGGUUGUAACUUGUGAGAUCGCCUGGCACAACAAGGAGCCAGUCUACAGUCUGGACUUCCAGCACAGCUCCGAUGGACGCACACAUCGUUUGGCCACAGCUGGCGUGGACACCACGGUCAGGCUUUGGAGAGUCGACAUGGGCCCAGAUGGAAAAGCGGCGGUGGAGUUUCUGUCUAAUCUGGCCAGACACACAAAGGCUGUCAAUGUGGUCCGCUUUAGCCCCAGUGGAGAGCAUCUCGCCUCAGGAGGAGAUGAUGCAGCCAUUCUGCUGUGGAAGCUCAAUGACAGCAAAGAGCCUGAACAGGCACCCGUGUUCCAGGAGGAAGAAGAUGCUCAGCUGAACAAAGAGAGUUGGUCUGUCGUCAAGACAUUGAGGGGCCACAUUGAGGAUGUGUAUGACAUCUGCUGGACCCGCGAUGGAAACUGCAUGGUGUCUGGUUCUGUAGACAACACCGCUAUCAUGUGGGACAUCAACAAAGGACAGAAACUGUGCAUCCUGAAUGACCACAAGAGCUAUGUGCAGGGUGUGACGUGGGAUCCGCUGGGGCAAUAUGUUGCCACUCUCAGUUGUGACAGGGUAAUGCGCGUGUACAGCACUCAUACGAAGAAGAAAGCCUUCUGUGUAAGCAAAAUGAGCUCGGGCGCACCUGCAGAUGGAGAGGUCAAGCAGCACCGCAUCUUCCACGAUGACAGUAUGAGGUCCUUCUUCCGACGUCUUUCCUUCACAGCAGAUGGCUCUUUUUUGCUUGCUCCAGCCGGGUGUGUUGAGGUAGGGGAAACCGUCACAAAUACUACCUACAUCUUUUCUAGGAAGAGCCUCAAAAGGCCAGUUGCCCACUUGCCAUGUCCAACUAAGGCCACGCUGGCUGUGCGGUGUUGUCCAGUCUACUAUGAGCUGAGAACCAAGAAGGCAGAAGACGGUUCGACCGAGCCCCUUCCCAGUCUAUUUAAGCUGCCGUACCGCAUGGUAUUUGCAGUGGCCUCCGAGGAUUCCGUUUUCCUGUACGACACACAGCAGGCACUCCCGUUUGGCCUGGUGUCCAACAUUCACUACCACACACUCAGCGACCUCACAUGGUCUCGAGAUGGUUCAUUCCUGGCAGUGUCCUCCACAGAUGGUUACUGCUCCUUUCUGUCCUUCUCUCCCGGGGAGCUGGGAACACCACUGAAGGAGCCUCCCACUCUGGAAGUCUUCACCCCUACCAGCGGUGCCGAGAAAAAGGGCAAAAAGACGCCAACAGCCCGGACCUCAUCCCCCGUGUCCCAGACACCAAGCUCAGCUACUACGCCCACGUCCCACCUGACCUCAGGAAGAGACAACAGCAUCUCCUCUGUCAGGACCCCGGAUGAGCAGAAGACAAAGUCCAAGCCUCAGCCUCGAAAGAUCACCCUCAACACGCUAGAGGCCUGGGGGAAACCCACAACUCCAAAAAGCACGCCACCCUCUACCCCUCAGACGCCGACGUCCGAAAGCACUAGCGCACCCUCAACUCCUCAACCCUGCGUCAACCCACUCACACCGAGCUCCUCGAAAAAGGUGUCCCGCCUCACCCCGCUAACUCCCACAACACCCAAAGUCCUCAACAGCACCAACUUGCCCACCACUCCGAAAGGUGCCAUGUCUUCUAAAGGACCCACUCCAAGGCGAGUUUCUUUGACUCCCGUUGGAUCGCAUACAGCCAGUUUGCUUUUCAGCUCUCCAGCAUCCACUGAGAAAGCUAAACAUGGACGCCCUUCUCCUCCCACCGACCCCCUCUGCCAGCCUCCGGAGUCCAAGCGGCCCAAGACCAACGACGAUGCCUCUGCAGCAAGCAGCGGCACUCAGCUUUAGUGGGACCAUGACAUUAGCAUGACUGUCGCAAUGACGUCAUGCUCAAAACAUCUUGUGUGUAAUAACGCAGUGCUUUUGGGAUUAAGAGGGUAACACGUUCACCGACGAUAUACUCAAAAUUUAUCACAAUCGCUUUGAGUAGGGAGUUUUGAAUGAUUAUUAGCUGCUGUGUGAUGUCUUAAAUUAGCAUGUAACAUUUUGAUCUUAAAAUUCUUAACACUGUAAGAAAAAACUUAUUAUAGCAGAGUAAUAAAUAAGCACUUGAAGGAUUAGUGCUGUGUGAAUUUUGAAUAUAUUUCCUGUGUCUUAAUUUGUCUUUGGCGUGUCUGAUUUGAACUCUCAAAAUGAAAUGUAAAAGUUUUUUUUUUUCCCUCCACCCUGUAAUAAAAGAGGUCUCCUCAUCUCAUUAAG
Molecule: messenger RNA, 2356 nt
Organism: Phycodurus eques (leafy seadragon)
Lineage: Eukaryota; Metazoa; Chordata; Actinopteri; Syngnathiformes; Syngnathidae
Gene: chaf1b
Product: chromatin assembly factor 1, subunit B
Exons: 14
Coding region: 110-1945 (611 amino acids)
Biological process (GO): nucleosome assembly; DNA replication-dependent chromatin assembly
Cellular component (GO): CAF-1 complex; nucleus
Molecular function (GO): protein binding
Source: RefSeq, a predicted model, not a curated record